GAGCUACUUUGGGAAUCCGGCAAUGAAGUUCCGCCGUCUCAGCAGCCAAGCCGGAGGCACCCGCCAGGGCCCAGAGCGCGCCAGCUGCUUGGCGCGCAUGUGGCACCACUUCAGCACCAGCGUCAUGGACGUGUUCCUCUACCGCGGUGUGCAGGGCAUGACCACUGGCCUGGCGCUGCUCAGCAGCCGUCGCCUCUGCCCCGUGAUCACCGAGGUUUGGGAGCCCUUUGCCCUGCUCUUGGUCUACAUGGCCUAUGCCUUGGGCUCCUGGUAUCUCUUCUCAGUGGUGUUAGGCAACCUGCUCUUCAAUGGGGCAGCACCACGCAGCAACGCGUACUACUCCACUGCCGUCACACGGUGGUUUACUGCACUCACUGCGCAGCAGCGGGUCUUCAAGCUGCCAUUUCAGGCGGCGGGCAGCCGGUGGCAAGCUCCCAUCCUGCGCCUCCUUGGCGCGCGCGUGGGGAAGCGCUUCUUUUGCAUGAAUGAGAUGGUCCUGGUGGAUGCGCCCUUCACAGAGGUGGGGGAUGACGUGACCGUGGACUACGACGGCCAAGUUCGAUGCCAUUCCUUUGAGGAUUUCCGCCUCAAGUUCACGCACUUCAAGAUCGGCCACGGAGUGACCAUCAUGACAGGUGCAAGUGUUGCCAUGUGCGAUGCCGGAGACGGAGCGACACUGCGCCCGGGCAGCCUGACUUGGAAAGGAAGCAACCUGGAGCCCGGCGGCAUCUACGAGGGCGCUCCAGCAGCUCUGGAUCUUGAGCGCGGAGGUCCCACGCUGCUGAGCAAAGCACCGAGCAUGGAGAAGAAAUGAGAGACCGUUUGUUUGCAGGCAGCCCCACAAGGAUGCCUGCUGGUUGAAUUAUGCAAAUGCUACGGAGGGACAGUGCCCCCAAAGGAAAGGUUCGAUC
Messenger RNA from Effrenium voratum, 911 nucleotides. The record is from the annotation of a GenBank genome assembly. NCBI's taxonomy places the organism in Eukaryota, Dinophyceae, Suessiales, Symbiodiniaceae.